AAUUUCAAUAUAUCGUUUAAGAUAUUGAUGCAUCACUCCAGCUGAUGUGUUUUGAUAGGCAAGGAAAUAAAACCAUAUUUAUGUUUAUAGUUUUUUAUUUUUUAGUCAGUUUUAUGUUGGGGGCCAGCAGAGCAGAUAAUGGGGGGCGUAUUUUCUACACAGGUUCCUGGGCUGCUGUGCGGCUUUUAUUCAAAAAUCACCAUUCCUGAGAGCAAUCUGACCUGAUCGGGCAUUUUCACAAGCAGACCGAUCGACAAGACUCAUGUUGGGAUAGGAGUUCUAGGCUUUUGGGCCAGUUAUGGCUCAUGGACAGAGGCCAGGAACCAUUACCCAAAUAUUAGCCUCCAGUCCUUCCCAGUGCCCCAGUCCAGCAACCACAAACCUGAGCCAAGAGCAGCUCGAGACACCUGGACGACCACCCAGCAGCGUGAAGGAUGGUAGCGAUGACUAGCUGACUGCUCCUGCUUCUGCAAACCACCAUUACAUGAGUUGUGAGCCUAGUCCUGAGGACAUGGAGGACACCUGCUCUGAUUACGAUAACGUGGGCUCUGAUGUCGAGCAGGAUUAUAAUGAGGUGCUGCACUUGAACAGAGAGGGUGUGGUGGAUGUGAGCUACUAUAAGCAGUACUGUCCUAAGGAUGGUGGAUACAUUAAACAUGUAGUAGGUGAUAAUAUUAAUGAUAACGGCAGCACUGCUGACCACUUCACGUCUAGAUCUCAUCAUAGCACAGACAUAUGUAAGGGAUCACAGUCUGACAUUAAGCCUCACCGGAUGGGGCAGCGCUGUAGGCCUCAUUGUGCUCCAGCUGCUGGGGACGGAGCAGAGAGGAAAGUGGAAAAGGGCCUCGAAAACCGAUUCUUCUUUAGUGAUGGUGAUGAGCUGGAAGAAGUGCUUGAUGGGGCGAAAUUUAUAGAGGAUUUAGAGGAGGCGGACAAGAGACCAGCUAGCCUUCAUCAGGGCAACGGGAAUGACAGAAUUAGAAAAGGAGGCGAUGAAAGGGAGAGAGAAGACGAGACUCGAGGCACAAGAAACCAGAAUAUGCAAGGAUCCAGUAAAAAGUGCGACUCUGCGUUUGUGGGCUCAAAGGUGAGGGAGAAGCAGGCGAAGGGGCGAGGGAGGAGGCAGACGGGAGCGGACACGGCGCAUGUUGUUUCCGGGAUCAAAGGAUGCGCAACCACCAGCGCCGACCAGCGGCCGAAGGCUUCGUCAAAGGACUGCAGAAGGACCGCGGUCCGGUCCAAAGCUCGAUCUGGUGCCAGCAAGCAGCACCCCCCUCCCCCGCCCCGCCACUCCCAUCAGCCCCCUGCCGACCCCCAGGGUCCUCAGCCUCAUAGAGAGAGCCCUCCUGUUCCCCGAAGGCCUAGUCCGUCCCCCGCUAACCGCCUGGACGAUGAACCCAGCGCCAUCAAACCACCCCAACAACAGAGCGAGUCCAUAGAGGAGCCCAAGCAGCAGAGCGAGAAGCUGAGCGCAGAGGAGGCGCCAGAGGAGCUGGGGAGGCCUGAAUGCCCCGAGGCUGCCCCUCUGGAGGAGAGCAACACCCCCCAGAAAACACAGGAAGCUGCUUCUUUCCCCAGCUUUGAAGAUGUCCCAGGUCCCUGUGAGCCAGAGGACCUGAUUGAUGGCAUCAUCUUUGCUGCUAACUAUCUUGGCUGCACUCAGGUGCUGUCUGAUAAGAAUCCAUCCAAGUCUGUCCGCAUGUCGCAGGCCCACGAAGCUGUCAGUCACAUCAAGGGCCAAGAGGAAGACUCUCAGAUGAUGACAGAAGUGGACCUGUUCAUCUCCACCAAAGCAGUCAAAGUGCUGAAUGCUGACACACAGGAGACAAUGAUGGACAGCGCCUUGCGUACUAUCUCCUAUAUUGCUGACAUUGGCAGCAUUGUGGUUCUGAUGGCACGAAGGCGCAUGUCUCAGGCUUCGUCCGAGGAUUUCACAGAAUCCCCGGACUCCGCCAGCGAUGGGAAGAGUCAGUACCAGAUGAUCUGCUACGUCUUUGAGUCAGAGGAUGCGCAGCUCAUCGCACAGUCUAUAGGUCAGGCUUUCAGCGUGGCCUACAGAGAAUUCCUGCGAGCCAACGGCAUCAACCCGACCGACCUGAGCCAGAAACAAUACAGUGACAUCAUCAACUCACAGGAAAUGUACCACGAUGACCUCGUGCAUUUCUCAAACUCAGACAACUGUAAAGAGCUGUACGUGGAGAAACAGAAGGGCGAGAGCCUCGGCGUGGUGAUCGUGGAGUCCGGUUGGGGCUCCAUUCUGCCCACAGUCAUUCUGGCCAGUAUGCUGAACAGCGGCCCAGCAGCUCGCUCUGGGAAGCUCAGUGUUGGCGACCAGAUCAUGUCCAUUAAUGACACCAGCCUUGUGGGGCUUCCACUGGCCACCUGUCAGGGCAUCAUCAAGGGUUUGAAGAAUCAGGUGAAGGUGAAACUGAGCAUCGUCAGCUGCCCCCCCGUCACCACUGUACUCAUCAAGAGACCGGAUCUCAAGUUCCAGCUCGGCUUCAGCGUCCAGAACGGCAUUAUCUGCAGUCUGAUGCGGGGCGGCAUCGCAGAGCGAGGCGGCGUUCGCGUCGGACACAGAAUCAUUGAGAUCAACGGGCAGAGCGUCGUUGCUAUGGCGCACGAGAAGAUCGUCCAAACCCUGUCUGUCUCUGUGGGUGAGAUCAACAUGAAGACGAUGCCCGCUGUGAUGUUCCGGCUGCUGACGGGUCAGGAGACGCCUGUCUACAUAUAGAGGCCCCGCGCGGAUCGGCCCGCCGGAGUCCUGUGUGUCUGGAUGUGUGAGAACGAGGGUGGGGCGAUGGACGGGUGGCUCCGUGGGACGAGGACAGUUUAUUUUUCUAUCAUUUUAUUUUCCAGCCUCUUGUUGCAGUGGUACGAAGAACAUCCAGUUCUCAUUUUCAGGUUUUAUCUUGAAUCGUCAUAAAGGCCUUACAGUACGAUGUGAACUGUCAUGUCUGUAGUACUGUACGUGUUUCUGGUGUUGAAGAGAAGUAGCUUUAAGGUCAUGAUUAUUUUCUUAUGAAGAGAUAAAUUAGGACAUUUAUUUUUUAUUUAGUCAUUUUUAUAAGGUGUAUGGACUUUAAAUGUACUUCUACUGUAAAUACUUUGGACUACUCAAGGACUUGAUGGGAAAGGCCAUAUUACUCCUACAGUAUAUGCAUGUUACUAUGAAGAAUUACUGUCCAGGGAUUCAUCUUCAAUCUGACCUGAUAAUCUAUAACAGUUAAGUAUAACAAGGAAUAAUAUUAAUAUGCUGUACAAAGGCAAUGAACUAAGUGUAUGAUGGUGACACCGAGGGCUGUUCGUUACCUUUAUUGGAGCGUAUUGCGUAAGAAUGUAUGUAAAUAUACAUUAGAGUGAAUGUGAUGUGAAAACACGCUGAGAAACACGCUACUGCAGAACAA
Molecule: messenger RNA, 3407 nt
Organism: Betta splendens (Siamese fighting fish)
Lineage: Eukaryota; Metazoa; Chordata; Actinopteri; Anabantiformes; Osphronemidae
Gene: apba2a
Product: amyloid beta (A4) precursor protein-binding, family A, member 2a
Exons: 12
Coding region: 485-2734 (749 amino acids)
Biological process (GO): chemical synaptic transmission
Cellular component (GO): plasma membrane; dendritic spine; cytoplasm
Molecular function (GO): amyloid-beta binding; protein binding
Source: RefSeq, a predicted model, not a curated record